Glossina fuscipes is the source of this 1467-nucleotide messenger RNA. It is a transcript of the gene eIF4A, whose product is annotated as eukaryotic initiation factor 4A. The transcript is spliced from 5 exons. Gene Ontology annotation, molecular function: RNA binding; ATP binding; RNA helicase activity. Lineage: Eukaryota; Metazoa; Arthropoda; Insecta; Diptera; Glossinidae. The record is from RefSeq and is a predicted model, not a curated record. The coding region runs from base 115 to 1326 and encodes 403 amino acids.
GAAGGUGUGGAAAGCAUAAACCGGAGAAUAAUUGUUCACAUUUCAGACAAAAAAGUGGAAAAGUGCAUACGCGAAGUGGUCAAGAAAAAAGAAAGCAAAAUCCUUUCGGAAACAAUGGAUGAUCAAAGUGAUAUAGCUCAUGAAGGACCCGCUGGCAUGGAACCGGAGGGUGUAAUAGAGUCCACCUGGCAUGAAGUUUAUGACAAUUUUGAUGAUAUGAAUUUACGCGAAGAACUCCUGCGCGGCAUUUACGGUUAUGGUUUCGAAAAACCAUCCGCAAUUCAACAGCGCGCCAUCAUUCCCUGUGUUAAGGGUCGUGACGUUAUUGCCCAGGCUCAGUCAGGUACUGGUAAAACUGCAACCUUCUCCAUAGCUAUUCUGCAACAAAUCGAUACGUCCAUUCGCGAUUGUCAGGCUUUAAUUUUGGCUCCUACUCGUGAAUUGGCAACACAAAUUCAACGUGUUGUCAUGGCUCUUGGCGAGUAUAUGAAAGUUCAUUCCCAUGCCUGCAUCGGCGGCACUAACGUGCGUGAAGACGCUCGUAAUUUAGAGGCUGGUUGCCAUGUCGUAGUCGGCACACCUGGCCGUGUAUACGACAUGAUUAACCGGAAAGUUCUGCGCACAAGCAGGAUAAGAUUGUUCGUUUUGGAUGAAGCUGAUGAAAUGUUGUCUCGCGGUUUCAAAGAUCAAAUUCAAGACGUUUUUAAAAUGCUUCCCAAUGAUGUGCAGGUGAUCCUUUUAUCCGCCACCAUGCCUCCCGACGUACUGGAAGUUAGUCGAUGCUUUAUGCGUAAUCCAGUCAGUAUUUUGGUGAAGAAGGAAGAGCUUACACUCGAAGGUAUCAAACAAUUCUACAUAAAUGUGAAACAAGAAAACUGGAAAUUAGGAACUCUUUGCGAUUUGUAUGAUACAUUAUCUAUAACUCAAUCCGUUAUUUUCUGCAACACCAGACGUAAGGUUGAUCAACUAACCGAAGAGAUGACCACUCACAACUUUUCUGUUUCUGCUAUGCAUGGCGAUAUGGAGCAGCGUGAUCGUGAGUUGAUAAUGAAGCAAUUUCGUUCUGGAUCGUCUCGCGUUCUGAUUACAACUGAUUUACUGGCACGUGGCAUUGACGUUCAGCAGGUAUCAUUGGUAAUUAAUUAUGAUUUGCCUUCGAACAGAGAAAAUUACAUCCACAGAAUCGGACGUGGUGGUCGCUUUGGUCGCAAAGGCGUUGCUAUUAACUUCAUUACAGACGAAGAUCGAAGAAUUCUUAAGGACAUUGAGCAAUUUUAUCAUACUACUAUUGAAGAAAUGCCCGCUAAUAUCGCUGAUCUUAUCUAAAAUUUUAGGUCAACGAUUAAACAGCAACAACAAUAAAAUUUAUUAAAACUAUUAAGUAAUUUUUUCAAUCAUAAAAAACCAAGAACAGAAACUACCAGCCUAUAAUAUUAGCUGGAAUAAACAGGACCUUUGUAAAAAAAA